UACAUAAUACAAUUUACCGACAUUGCAAUCAAUUCUUUCUGAGCAUCAUCAUUGCAAAAAAACCAGAAUGAAAAACAAAGAAUGUUGGAUGAAAAUGAAGGAAUUAAAUCAGCAAAAAAUCACACUCCUCAUGUUAUCUGCGCGCUUCCCCUUUUAAGCCAAAGUGACCAAAACAAAAACACAGUGGCAUUCUAAUCCACCGCCAGAGUCACGUCACCGAUUUUUUCACUUUCCACAAGUAACUCUUAUAUUGACACCACGUGUACGUUCUUGAUAUCUCUUUGCCACGUUGGCAACCUCCAUCACUGGACUCUACCAAUAGCAAACUAAUUAUUAUCUUACUAUUUAACACAAGUUACCGUUUCAUCUAACUCACUACUCAGUAAAAAAGUUUCAUUAGUUAUGUCUGCUUCCGGAGAAGUUGAUGAUGUUGAAAUGCCGGUGGAGCCUAAACCUGUGAAGGAAAUGAAACCAAAAGCUUCCAAACAAACCAAAACAGCUUCUCAUCCUCCAUAUUUUGAGAUGGUUAAGGAGGCUUUACUGGCUCUAAAGGAGAGGAAUGGCUCAAGCCCUUACGCUAUAGCGAAAUACAUGGACGAGAAGUUCAAGCCGGUGCUCCCAGCAAAUUUCAAGAAGAUACUAAGCUUGCAGCUUAAGAAUCAAACCAAGAGAGGGAAGCUGGUGAAGAUCAAAGCUUCGUAUAAACUAUCUGAUGCCGAGAAGCCGAAGAAGGAGAAAAAAGACUCUGUUGCGGAGAAGAAGCAACAAAACCAGAAGAGGAAGACAAAUGCAACGGUUGGUGGUAAGAAGAAGGUUGUGAAUAAGAAGAGCAAGUCCAUUAAGUCUACUACUAAUAAGAGGGGUAGAAAAGCUAAUGCUGCAACUGAAACUAUGUAAUAUAGUAUGUGUGAAUAUGAUAACUGUUUUUUGGCCUGAAGUCUCUUUGUAGUACUCGCAGCUAGCUAGCUUUUUAGAAUAUACGACUCAAGUGGAGCUGUUUUUUUGAGA
Molecule: messenger RNA, 1008 nt
Organism: Medicago truncatula (barrel medic)
Lineage: Eukaryota; Viridiplantae; Streptophyta; Magnoliopsida; Fabales; Fabaceae
Product: histone H1
Exons: 2
Coding region: 403-897 (164 amino acids)
Biological process (GO): chromosome condensation; nucleosome assembly; negative regulation of DNA recombination
Cellular component (GO): nucleus; nucleosome
Molecular function (GO): nucleosomal DNA binding; double-stranded DNA binding
Source: RefSeq, a predicted model, not a curated record